AUGUCUGAGCAGCCGUACGAGGCCAACAAGGAGCUUGCCUCGCUCUUCUCUGUGCAGAAGCUCCUCCACUCUGUCCAGGUCUACCUCGUGGUGCCCUUUAUCCGGCUCGCCUACUACCUCCUCCGCUGGUGGUUCGGAUACUCGGCCGACGCCCUGCCGCUCGCCUUUCCCACCACCCGUGCCUACGACGUCCACAAGGGCCGUGCCUUGUAG
Molecule: messenger RNA, 213 nt
Organism: Thecamonas trahens ATCC 50062
Lineage: Eukaryota; Apusomonadida; Apusomonadidae
Exons: 2
Coding region: 1-213 (70 amino acids)
Source: RefSeq, a predicted model, not a curated record